Alosa alosa (allis shad) is the source of this 1019-nucleotide messenger RNA. RefSeq names its product survival of motor neuron 1, telomeric (gene smn1). Gene Ontology annotation, cellular component: nucleus; cytoplasm. The record is from RefSeq and is a predicted model, not a curated record. Gene Ontology annotation, biological process: mRNA processing. NCBI's taxonomy places the organism in Eukaryota, Metazoa, Chordata, Actinopteri, Clupeiformes, Clupeidae. Gene Ontology annotation, molecular function: RNA binding.
AAUUCCAAAUUGGUUCAAGACAUUCUCUGGUUCAAGUCUUCGAUACGCCUCGAAGCAAGGGGUUCUAUCACUACCAGUUCGACGUACAUUUCACCAGGUGCUGUAAUGGAAAAUGCUUGCAACGACGUCCUUUUCUACAGUGAAACAGGCCAAAGCGAUGACUCGGACGUUUGGGAUGACACAGCACUUAUAAAGGCUUAUGACAAAGCGGUGGCGUCUUUUAAGCAUGCAUUAAAAGGAGAGGAGAACCCGGAAUCCAAACAACAACCUGGGAAGAAACGGAAAAACAAUGUUAAGAACAGUAGCAGAAAAAGGAGCACAGCUUCCUCUAUCAAAGAGUGGAAAGUUGGUGACUCUUGCUGUGCUCUCUGGACUGAGGAUCGAAACUUGUAUCCAGCCAGAAUUACCUCCAUUGAUCACAAGAGAGGCACUUGCAUUGUUGUCUACACAAGUUAUGGAAACAAGGAGGAGCAGUACCUCAAAGAUCUUCUGUAUGCAAACACUGAAAAAGACGAUAUACCCCAGAGAGGUGAAGGUAGACAGUCGAGUCACAGCAUAUCUCCUAUGUGUGGUUAUCCCCCGCUCACUCCUGCUGUUGCUGUUCCAAUGAUUCCACCACCACCACCAAUGAUUUCUGACAUACUAGAGGAGGAUGAAGCCUUGGGUACCAUGCUGAUCUCCUGGUAUAUGAGUGGCUAUCACACAGGAUUUUACCUGGGACUGAAACAGGGGCGUAAAACACAAGAACAAGAAACAGGUCUUGUACAAAAGUCUGAUAUGAUCAUAUAAAGUAUAUUAAAUAUUGUGCAGCUCAAGUGUUUGUACCACACCAUGUUUUUUGUUUGCUUAUUUGUUUGUUUUAUGAUUUAAAAAAAAAAACAAAAAAAAACGAAUGGUAGUAUGUACCAGACCCAACAUUGCCUCUUCUAAUUCAGUGCUAGACCUUUUGUUCUUUAUACUGAUGCAGAUCUAGUGGUUUAUACCUUUCAAAUGAAUAAAAUGACACAUUUACAUUAAAA